Drosophila innubila is the source of this 1112-nucleotide messenger RNA. RefSeq lists its product as uncharacterized. NCBI's taxonomy places the organism in Eukaryota, Metazoa, Arthropoda, Insecta, Diptera, Drosophilidae. Bases 1 to 942 code for a protein of 313 amino acids. The transcript is spliced from 6 exons. Gene Ontology annotation, cellular component: membrane; cytosol. The record is from RefSeq and is a predicted model, not a curated record.
AUGUUCUUGGGCGCAAAUUUCUACUUAAAAAUUGUAACACUUUGCGCUAUUAGUGGCGCCCUCACACUAUCCACAGCCCCGUCCCAAUCGCAGUCCACAUCCGUGUCCACAUCGACAUCGCAGGAACAACUGCCGCAGCGCAUUUAUGGUUUGCUAGAUAAAUUAUCUAGUGGCAGGAAACUCAAUGCGAGUGCCAAGUUUGCAUUGUUGUUGGCCGAAUUCCUGAUAAAACAGAAAAUGCGUUAUGUGGCUCCCACUCGAUACGACAGACAGUUGUACUAUCAUCUGCUGCACCGUAUGGAGUUUUUGAUGAAGAAUGCGAAUCUGGACAGUAUAAACCAAAUAGAAAUGCAAAUACUGGAAAACGCCUUUCAGCGCAAUGUGUUGUUGCUGCCUCCUAGUCUAAAAUAUGGCGCCUUGAAUGCAAAUGCUGAAUACGAGCAGCUGGCUUAUAAUUAUGAGAAUCUGGUUAAUAAGGGACAUCCCAACGGCACACAGUCGGAUCUCUGCAUGCGUGAUAUAGUUUAUCUGAACCCUAAGAAGUGCAAACUCAGUCUGGACUGCCUUAAAGUGUUGACCAGCGGGGAUGUUGCCUAUGGAUAUCAUCGUACGCAUCAAGUACUUCUGCUUUAUAUGCUGGCACAUCACAAAUGUGCACCCACAUUGAGUCCUCCCAAGCUUUAUGAGGAACUGGCCAAAGGUCACUGCAACGAGAUUUUGAGCGAACAAAAUGCCAUACGCAGUCUGGCUUUGGGAUUGGGAAAGUAUAAAGAUUUAUACUUGGAGCAAGCUACAAUCUGUGGACUGUUUGGCUAUAAUGAGUUUCUCAACUGGCGGAAUGUGAUGGAAAUUGACAGUUGGUUUCCUGAUGACCCUAAUAACGAGCACAUUAACGACUUGGCCCUGGUGUUCUAUGUAAACGCGUUGCUGCUGCUGCAUUAAAUGAUGAUAAUGUUAAUGCUGUUUACGCUUUAUAUUUUGCUGCUAACUGUUGCUUCUGCUGCUUCUCUCUUCUCUCUCUCUCUCUCACUCUCUGUUAAUGCUAACUGCUUUAUAACUGAAUAAAGUAUGGCUUUAUUGCUUGAUGGUUGUGUGAUGAUGAGUGAAGGACA